Fraxinus pennsylvanica is the source of this 3021-nucleotide messenger RNA. NCBI's taxonomy places the organism in Eukaryota, Viridiplantae, Streptophyta, Magnoliopsida, Lamiales, Oleaceae. The record is from the annotation of a GenBank genome assembly.
AUGGAGCCUUUCAACCACCAUCGCCGCCGUACCAUCUUCUUCUUUCUCCUCCUCGUUCUCCAUGUGCUGCCACCUUUAACGCUCUGCAUCAACCAAGAAGGCCUGUACCUCCAAAAAGUGAAGAGCAGCCUUGACGACCCCGACAAUGUCCUCUCCAACUGGAACCCACUUGAUGCCGUGCCCUGCAACUGGUAUGGAGUCACCUGCGACUCGACCAAUAGCUCUGUCUACUGGCUUGAUCUCUCCAGCUCAAACCUUUCUGGCCCCUUCCCGUCUAUUCUCUGCCGGUUGAAGAACCUGACUUUUGUUUCUCUCUACGACAAUUUCAUCAACUCCACUCUUUCUGACGUGGACAUUGCCAUGUGUCAGUCAUUGGAGCACCUAGAUUUGUCGCAGAACUACUUAACCGGUGAACUCCCCGGCGCUCUAGCUGACCUUCCAAACUUAAAGUAUCUGGAUUUGGCCGGAAAUAACUUUUCCGGUGAAAUUCCGGUAAGUUUUGGGAAGUUUCAGAAUCUUGAGGUUCUUUCAUUAGUGGAGAAUUUGUUGGGAGGGACGAUUCCCUCAAUUUUGGGGAACAUUUCGACCCUGAAACAGUUGAAUCUCUCGUACAACACGUUUUCACCAGGCCGGAUCCCGCCGGAGCUUGGAAAUCUCACGAAACUCGAGGUACUAUGGUUGACGCAGACUAAUCUGGUGGGUGAAAUCCCAGAGUCACUGGGUCAACUCCGGAGGCUUACGGACUUGGAUGUAGCUAUCAACGCAUUAACGGGUGGAAUCCCGAGUUCACUCACGGAGUUGACAAACGCGGUACAAAUUGAGCUCUACAACAAUUCAUUGACCGGCGAGCUGCCGAGUACUGGAUGGUCAAACAUGACAGCCUUGAGGCUGCUAGAUGCGUCAAUGAACGAUUUGAGUGGGCUGAUCCCGGCCGAGCUGUGCGAGUUGCCACUCGGGUCACUCAACCUGUACGAGAACAGAUUCCAAGGUGAAUUACCUGAAAGCAUUGCAAAUUCGCCUAAUUUAUAUGAGUUAAGGCUCUUUCAGAACCAGUUAACUGGUAAAUUACCCCCAAAUCUUGGAAAAAACUCGCCCUUGCGAUGGAUUGAUGUUUCAACGAACGGGUUUUCAGGCGAAAUGCCUGAGAAUCUGUGUUCAAAGGGUGUUCUUGAGGAGGUUUUAAUGAUUGAAAAUUCAUUUUCCGGCCAAAUUCCGGCGGCUCUAGCAGAAUGCAAUAGCUUAUUGCGUGUACGGUUCGGGCACAACAGACUUUCUGGCGAAGUUCCUGCUGGUUUUUGGGGUCUUCCUCACGUAUCGCUGCUGGAGCUCGCUGGCAACUCAUUUUCAGGUGGGAUUGCAAAAACUGUUGCAGGUGCUUCAAAUUUAUCUCAGUUGAUAAUAUCCAUGAACAGCUUUUCUGGUACUAUUCCAGAAGAGAUUGGUUUUUUGGGUAAUUUAUUGGAAUUUUCGGGCAAUGAUAAUGAGUUUUCGGGGUCCUUACCGGUUAGCAUAGUGAAGCUGGGACAAUUAGUAAAGCUAGAUCUUCACGACAAUAAAUUGUCUGGUGAAAUUCCAAGUGGGAUUCAUUUGUGGACGAAGUUAAAUGAGUUGAAUCUCGCAAACAAUGAAUUUUCUGGGAAUAUUCCGAAUGAAAUUGGGGAAGUGGCAGUACUUAAUUAUCUAGAUUUAUCUGAAAAUAAACUUUCUGGUAAAAUCCCUGUUGGGUUACAGAACUUGAAGUUGAAUCGGCUUAAUUUAUCAAACAAUCACCUCUCUGGCGAUAUUCCUCCUUUAUAUGCUAAGAAAAUGUAUAAAGAUAGUUUUUUGGGGAAUCCGGGAUUGUGUGGAGAUAUAGAGGGUUUGUGUGAUGGAAGAAGUGAAGUCAAGAACAUGGGUUAUGUUUGGAUGUUGAGAUCAAUCUUUAUGCUUGCUGGAGUGGUGCUUACAGUGGGUGUAGUGUGGUUCUACUUGAAGUAUAGGAAAUUCAAGAAGGCCAAAAUGUCGAUUGAUAGAUCCAAAUGGACACUAAUGUCAUUUCAUAAAUUGGGAUUCAGUGAGGAUGAGAUACUUGAUGCUCUUGAUGAGGAUAAUGUCAUUGGAAGUGGGUCGUCUGGCAAGGUUUACAAGGUGGUUCUGAGCAAUGGCGAGGCAGUUGCUGUGAAAAAGCUUUGGGGGUGUUCGAAAUUGGCUGAUGACAGUAUCGAUGUCGAGAAGGGUAAUUUUCCAGAAGAUGGUUUCGAUGCGGAGGUGGAUACUUUAGGGAAGAUCAGGCAUAAGAAUAUUGUUAAAUUGUGGUGUUGUUGUUCAACGAGGGGAUGCAAGCUUUUGGUUUACGAAUACAUGCCUAAUGGUAGCUUAGGGGAUUUGCUUCAUAGCACCAAGAGCGGAUUGUUAGAUUGGCCGAUAAGGUUUAAGAUAGCCAUGGAUGCAGCUGAGGGACUAUCGUAUUUGCAUCAUGAUUCUGUGCCUCCGAUUGUUCACAGAGAUGUGAAGUCGAAUAAUAUAUUGUUAGAUGCAGAUUAUGGUGCUCGGGUUGCAGAUUUUGGUGUAGCCAAGGUGGUUGAGGUGAAUGGGAAGGGUACCAAAUCCAUGUCUGUCAUUGCAGGGUCUCGUGGUUACAUCGCCCCAGAAUACGCCUACACUCUAAGGGUGAACGAGAAGAGUGAUAUCUACAGUUUUGGUGUGGUUAUUCUUGAGUUAGUCACCGGUAAACUUCCAGUCGAUCCCGAGUAUGGCGAAAAGGAUCUGGUGAAAUGGGUGUGCACCAUAUUAGACCAAAAGGGUUUAGACCAUGUAAUCGAUCCAAAACUUGAUUCCUGUUUCAAGGACGAAAUAAGCAAAGUGCUGAAUAUAGGCCUCCUCUGUACGAGUCCCUUGCCCAUAAACCGUCCUUCCAUGAGACGUGUUGUGAAGAUGUUGCAAGAGAUAGGCACCGGGAACCUCCCCAAGACUGCUUCAAAAGAUGGCAAAUUGACACCUUAUUACCACGAAGAUGGGUCGGAUCGAGGAAGUGUCGCUUGA